AUUUCAGGAGACAGUUUUAACAACAGCCAAAUAGUUCUGAGAAACUUUUCAAUAAUUGAUUGUGUGCAAAAUGUUAGAACGGAGAUAUUUUUAAUUGGGUUGCUCAAGGGAGACAACACUGGAGAUGGGUGUGCAAAGCCUUGUUGCUCUAUAUUCUACGCUAGUUUUUCAAGUCUAUUCAGAGAGUUCAAACUUUAGCAACCCUUGCCUCAAAGCUCAGUCCUGUGGUGAAUGUAUCCAGACUUCGCCAGACUGUAGUUGGUGCGCUGCUGAGGUGCUCGACAGACAGACUCCCCGCUGUGACAUUUAUGAAAACCUGAGGAAAAAAUGUGAGGACAAGGACAUCUCCAACCCAAAAUCACAACAGCAGGUGCUCAAAGAUGAUGCCUUUACCAGUGGUGGCGCUGGGGUGCCCCCCAAACAAGUCAAACCACAAGAUUUGACCUUUCAACUCAGACCAAAUGAGUUAGUGAGUUUUAAUCUGAGUUUCUCACAACAAGCUGACUACCCAGUAGAUCUGUACGUCCUCUUAGAUCUCAGCUAUGGAAUUGCUAGACAGAAAGAAGCACAGGAAAGAUUAAUAGCUUUAGGAGCAGACCUUCCUUUUAGCCUGCAAAGCAUUACCAACAAUUUUAGACUGGGCUUUGGAACUUUUGUGGACAAACUUUUGAUGCCUUACACAGCCUGGACUGACCAGAUGUUACAGUAUCGGUGUCCUACCAGAAACUGUAGCAAGCCACAUGACUAUAAGAAUAGAAUGAAUUUAAUGGAGAAUACUCAAAACUUUGCUAUAAAAAUGAGAGAAGCUUUAGAGGAUGUGUCACAAAGUAUGGAUGAUGCUGAGGGUGGUUUGGAUGGCCUUGUACAGUCCCUAGCUUGUGAUCGAAUUGGUUGGAGAGAUGUUUCUAGAAGAAUUAUUGUCUACUGCUCAAAUUCUUUGUUUCAUCUGGCAGGAAAUGGAAAGCUUGGUGGGGCAACCAGGCAAAAUGAUUUGAAAUGUGCUCUUAAUAACAAAGAUGAAUAUGAAAAUGAAAAGAUUUUUGACUAUCCAUCAGUGAGCCAGAUUGCUCUUAAACUGCGCGAGAAAAAAGCCAAUGUUAUUUUUGCAGUCAUGAGCAAUGUUUCAGAACAUUACCAUCGUCUUGUUUCAUUUCUUGAUGGUGCUGUUGUGGGGGAACUGGCAGAAAACUCACAGAAUAUUGUACAGCUGAUCAAUGAGAAGUACAAAGAGCUUCGGUCUCGUAUCAAGUUCCAGACAGAAAAUGCAGACUAUGUGGACGUAAUUUUCAAGUCCAAGUGUGCAGGAAAUAUCCUAAAAGAAACAAACAUGUGUGAAAAUUUAGAAAUCAAACAGACGGUUGAUUUUAGUGUUACUCUGAUGGUACACAGUGAUAUUUGUAAAGGUCAUACAGGAACUGUGGAGAAAAAUGUCACAGUGAAAGCUGUAGGUCUCAAUGAACAGCUGCUGAUUCGGCUGAAUGUAACUUGUGGGUGUGAGUGUGAGCAGCCAAGUAAAAAAGAGCCAAACAGUCAAAAAUGCAAUGGUGGAAAAGGAACAUUCGAAUGUGGUGUUUGUAGUUGUAAUUCAGGAUGGUAUGGUCGAAAGUGUGAAUGUAGCGAAACAGAAAUUUCAAGUCAUGAGUCCCUGCUAUCAUGCAGAAUGAGUAAGAAUGACACAACAACCUGCUCUGGGAAGGGAGAAUGUAUCUGUGGGGAAUGUAAGUGCUUUACACUGGCAGCUGAUUCAGCCCAGAAAUACAGUGGCCCGUAUUGUGAAUGUAACGACUACAGCUGUCCCUCAGGACCCAGUGGCUUAUGUGGAGGUGAUUAUAAAGGAACUUGUAGCUGUGGCAAAUGUCGGUGCAAAGAAGGCUGGUCAGGAGAUGACUGUGAAUGUACAGAAAGCAAUGAGACGUGUAAAACAGAAAAAGGAGAAAUCUGCAACAACUUUGGGACAUGUAAAUGUGGCAAAUGCUCUUGUGAUCCACAAUCUAAUAUGAUUGGACCAACAUGUGAGGAUUGUCCAACCUGCCCUAGUCAGUGCAGUGAGUAUAUUGAUUGUGCCCAGUGUAAGGCACAUGGGACAGGCAAACACAACAGAGAGGAAUGUGAUAAGACAUGUCAGAAUGUCAUGAUAGUAGACACACUUGAAAAGGAAAAUGGUGUAAGAAGUUGUGAAGGUAUAGAUGUUGAUGCCUGUGCUUUUUACUUCACCUAUCAAUACAAAUCAGAUAAUACUGUUUUAAUAAGAGCACAGAAAACAAAAGAUUGCCCUGAAAAGCUGAACUUGGCUGCAAUCAUUGGUGGAACUAUAGCUGCUGUUGUGCUUAUCCCACUUCUCAUUCUUUGCCUCAUCAUUUUUCUACGGAACCGCCAGGAUGCCAAAGAAUAUGCCGAAUUUUUAAAUGAGAAAAACAAAGCUCAAUGGGAUACGGGAGAAAAUCCUAUCUACAAGGAGUCACAAACUACUUUUCAUAAUCCAACUUUUAGAGUGACCUGAACUUCAGCUAUUUAGAAAAACAAUUUGGUGUUCACUGUUUUCAAUAGUUUUAUUAGGGUGUGAAAGAACCAGAACAUCUGACAUUUGCCAAACCAAACUCUGCCUUCAAUUAACUGCUCACCUUGCCAGUAGUAUGCAAGGCAUAAAAAUAUUUAAUCUUGAUAGUUCAUCUUCAUUUCUAACUAUUGUGAAUGCCUUUGUUAUUAAAUGUGUUUAAAUGUAACUUAUUGUAACUUAGUAAGUUAAUUAAGAGUAGUGUUUCUUGAAAAUUGUUUUCAUAUAGUAAUAUAUAAAUAUAGCAGUUGAGCUCUGAGCAUUCCUCUUUUGCAAUUAAAUGCAUGAAUAAAUUGGAAUAAAAUAACCCUUGUGAUUAUUUGACAUAGGCAUAGCUUAUUAAAAUGAUUUGUUAAAACAAAGUCAAUUCCUUAAAAUCACAAACUAUGUAUUUUAAUUUCCAGAUUAUAAGAUAAGCUAAGAAAUAUAGGCCUAGAAAUGCUUUUUAGAACUAUAACUAGCUUGAUAAAAAAAAUUUUGCCAUUUCAUUCUAUAUAGUCUUUAUGAUGUUUGUUGAUUUUAUUUUUUGCUGUGGCUUUUUAAUAAUAAAAUAACAUUAAACUUAAAAAAAAUAUUUA
Molecule: messenger RNA, 3132 nt
Organism: Physella acuta
Lineage: Eukaryota; Metazoa; Mollusca; Gastropoda; Physidae
Product: integrin beta-1-A
Biological process (GO): cell adhesion mediated by integrin; cell-cell adhesion; cell migration
Cellular component (GO): focal adhesion; cell surface; integrin complex
Molecular function (GO): integrin binding
Source: RefSeq, a predicted model, not a curated record